AUGGGAUCCAAGUCUGGAAAGCAGUACGCAGUUGAGAGCCAAGAGGAAACUCAACAGUGGUCUGAAGAGCCUGAAGCAGAAGGCCAGGAAGAAGCGUGGCCAAACCAAGAUGGCCAAUGGGAUGAACAAACUGGUGAGCAAGGUGCCAUCUGUGUUGCCAGUGCUGAUUCAGCACAGCAAGCACCCAAACAGAGGCCACUCGCUAAGUUUGAGAAGGCGUUGGAAGGAGAACAGAAGGAGUUCAUGAAGGGAAAGAUUUGGAAGCGCCCAGAUGUGUUCUGGAAUAUGCCCUUCAGGUUGGUAUGCAAUCAAAGCUGCUACGAAUUCAGGUUCUACUGUGGAUACCAGCGCUGCAAACACAAAGGCUUCAACACCCCAUCUCAAUUCAAGCAACACCUGCAGUCGAAGGACCCCUCCGUGUUGCCAGAGGGACGCAGGCAAUAUGGACCUUGGGAUCCAGUGACUGGCAACUUGGUGAAUGCCGAGGUCCAAGAAGUUGAUUCUGAACCUUUGAGGAAAGCUCUCGAGAGGAGCAAGGAGAGAAUGAAGUUGACGCUUUCUUCAGGGAAGCCACCUGCUCAAGAAGCUGCUGACGUCGAGAAGAAGGAGACGGUGUUGAUAAAAGCAACACCCAAGCGCAAGUCAGAGAAGUUCGGAAUGACACAUGUGGAGGAGGUCGACUCAUCUGAAUACACUCUUGAUUCAGAUAUUGAAGAAGGUGAAUCUGAAGCUUAUGAGGAAUAUGAUGAAGCGGUGAAGGUUCCUGAAGAGAAUGAGGAAGACUUGAAGGCUUUGAGAGAAGAGAAGAGCCAGGAUCUCACGAAGAAAGACUUGAAAGCUUUGGAGGAGAAGAAGCGUGAGGAAAAGGAGCCAUCGCAGAAGAAGCCUCAGCCUGCCUUGAUCAUGCAGAAGCUUGAGGAGAUUAAGUCCAUCGAUGGAACCUUGGUACUUCUGGAUCGUGACCAUCCAGCACGCAAAGCUUUGGAGGAGACAGUCACCCAGAAGAGGGAAGAGAUCAAGAAGAUUCAAGCUGAAAGGCAGAAGGCACGUGGUAGAAAGCACUCUGUCAGGCAGGACAUCAAGGAGAGGCAGAGGAAGAGAGCUGCUGAGCACAGGAAGUCUGGUCUCAAGGCAAGAGCUAUUGCCAAUGUGGCAAAGCAAGGGGAAGCUGAGGAGCGCUUCAACCAACUGGAUUCUGGGAGAAAGGUGAGGACGUUCCCCAUGGCUGAAAGGGAGUUGUCAAAAGAUGUUCAAGCUGCGCCUAUGAGUAAGGAGGAGAGGACCUUCACCAAGGAUGAUUGGAAUGAAGAGUGUCCUGAAGUCAAGCGCAGGAGUAUGGAGCUCCCACCUGGUGAGAAGAGAAGGUUGGAAGAGAAGAAGGCCAAGUUCAAGGAGGACAAGGCUUCAAAGAAGAGCAAGUCUCAGCAGAAGAGGAAGGAAGAUCAGCUUCUCAAAGAACUCAAGGAAGAGAGCUCCAAGAAGAAGAAGAAACAGGAGGAGAAGAAGGAGAAGCCCAUCGUCACCCCUGAGGAUGAAGAGGAAGCAGAGGUUCAAGCCUUGUUGGCUGAAGUUGGAAAGUCAUCAGGACAAGCAUCUGGCAGCGCUGGUUCAGCACACCGGGAUCGCUGGUCGAUGGCUGACACUUCCAAGUACCAUGGUGGAUCAUCGAAGAGUUGGUCCAACCAGUGGAAAGGCAAUUGGGACAAGCAGUCCUAUUGGGAGCACGAUCAAUGGGAGAACUACUAUAGUUCUGGUCGUGGCUCUGAACAGCCUAAGUCUCCAGAGAAAGGUCCAAAGAAGGAGAAGGAGGCCGAUGAGAAUGAAGAGAACUUGGAAGGAUCUCCAAAGAGGCGCAGGAUCAACUUUGAUGAUCGAAGGGUUGCAGGGCCGUUGAGGAUUGACAAAGGACGUAUGGGACCUCCAUCCUCUGAGGAGAGUCAGGAAGGUGAUGAUGUUGGACUAGAAGGUCUUGACCCAACUGAUGAUGAGUUGAGAGAGCCAACAGCUCAUGCAGAGGCGCCCGAGGAGGGGGAUGAUGAGAUAGAUCCUGAAGAAGGUGAAGAAGGCCCAGGUCAAAGGGGACAGAUGAGCUGCUUCUUGCUAAGCUUUGGUCCCCCAGCAAGUUGCCACCAAGACGUGAUGGACCAGAAGGAAGCAACUGGUGCCGUGUAG
This is a messenger RNA of Cladocopium goreaui, 2172 nucleotides long. NCBI's taxonomy places the organism in Eukaryota, Dinophyceae, Suessiales, Symbiodiniaceae. The record is from the annotation of a GenBank genome assembly.